Molecule: messenger RNA, 7777 nt
Organism: Gymnodraco acuticeps
Lineage: Eukaryota; Metazoa; Chordata; Actinopteri; Perciformes; Bathydraconidae
Product: myelin transcription factor 1-like
Biological process (GO): regulation of transcription by RNA polymerase II
Cellular component (GO): nucleus
Molecular function (GO): zinc ion binding; RNA polymerase II cis-regulatory region sequence-specific DNA binding; DNA-binding transcription factor activity, RNA polymerase II-specific
Source: RefSeq, a predicted model, not a curated record
ACUACAACUCACACAGGGCCAGUCCCCCCCAGAACUACAACUCCCACAGUCCCCUCAGCAAGUACGUCUCUCACAAACCCAGCCCGCCUCAGAGCUACAAGCAGAGCCCUCCUCUGAGCUUCAGCUCGCACAGGGCCAGUCCACUGGAGGACUUCUUUCCCAACCUCAGAGGCCAGAACUUUAAGAUCCACAAAGCCGGCUCCUCCGUCUCCCCUGACGUCAUCGAGGUGCGCUCAGACAGGUCCGAGAGGGACUUCGAUGACGUGGACGGGGACGACGAGCUCGACGAUGACAGCCUAUCACAGCGCUCCACUGUGACGGACGAGUCGGAGAUGUUCGACAUAACCCGAGGGAACUUGGGCCUGCUGGAGCAGGCCAUCGCCCUGAAGGCGGAGCAGGUGAAGCCCUCCGGGCCCAGAGAUCUGCUCCGAGCCCCGGACAUCCUCCACCAGCGCUACUUCACCAUGGACGACAGGCCCAAGCACCUGGACAUAAUCCGCAAGAGCUACUUCUGCAAAGAGAGCAGUAGGCAGGAGAAGAGGGAGAUCAAGUGUCCCACCCCAGGAUGUGAUGGGACGGGUCAUGUGACCGGUCUGUACCCCCACCACCGCAGCCUGUCAGGCUGUCCGCACAAGGACAGGAUCCCCCCCGAGAUUCUGGCCAUGCAUGAGAACGUGCUGAAGUGUCCGACACCUGGCUGCACCGGGCAGGGCCACGUUAACAGCAACAGAAACACACACCGCAGUCUCUCCGGAUGCCCCAUCGCCGCUGCAGAGAAGCUGUCCAAGGGCCUCGACAAGCAGCAUCUCUCCCCCCCCGGCAGCGAGCUGCUCAAAGGAAGUCCCAACGACAGGGUGCUAAGCCCCACCCUGACAUCCUCUCGCUCUCCCUUCCCUCCCCUCAGGCCCAUGUGCUUUGUGAAGCAGCUGGAGGUGCCUCAGUACGGCAGCUACCGGCCCGACAUGGCGCCCAGCACCCCCCGUGCCAACCUGGCCCGGGAGCUGGAGAAGUACUCCAAGGUGUCCUUCGAUUACGCCAGCUUUGACGCGCAGGUGUUCGGGAGGCGCAUGCUGGCUCCAAAGAUACACAGCAGCGAUAUGACACCCAAAGCCUUCAAAACUAAGCCCUCAUUCCCCAAGUCGCCGUCACCCAGCCUCAGUCUCCACGGUUACGGGAAGAGCUCCUCGUUGACCUAUGACUACUCCCAUGAUGCCGAGGCGGCUCACAUGGCUGCCACUGCCAUCCUCAACCUGUCCACCCGCUGCUGGGAGAAACCAGAGAACCUGAGCACCAAGCCGCAGAGCACCGAGCCGCAGAGCACCGAGCCGCAGAGCACCGAGCCGCAGAGCACCGAGCCGCAGAGCACCGAGCCGCAGAGCACCGAGCCGCAGAGCAAGGAAGUGGACAUCGAGGUGGAUGAGAACGGCACCCUGGACCUGAGCAUGAAGAAGCCCAUCAAGAGGGAAGGAAGUCUGUCCAGCCCCGGGGUCCGCUCCCCGGACCCUUCUUCCUCCUCUUCCUCGCUCCAUCACGAUGGCAGCGGCAUGACGUCUCCGAACCUCCCGGCCUACAAGCAGGAGGUGUGGGAGGGCCCUCUGGAUUACACCAAGCCCAACCGCCAGAGGGAGGAGGACCUGGAGGAGAUGGAGCAUACGGGCCAGUCGUUUGUCUCGUCAGACGCUGAGGACUGUGACAUGAUGCAGGACUGUCUAGAGGACAGGAAGUACCCGGGAGAGGUCACCACCCCCAGCUUCAAGGUCAAGUUCCUGCCCAAGGACAGCAAGAAAGAUCUUCUCGCGUGCCCUACACCUGGCUGUGAUGGCAGCGGUCACAUCACUGGAAACUAUGCUUCCCAUCGCAGUCUGUCUGGGUGUCCUCUCGCUGAUAAGAGCCUUCGGUCCCUCAUGGCGGCCCACACCCCUGAACUCAAAUGCCCGACCCAAGGAUGUGACGGCUCAGGUCACAUCACCGGAAACUAUACCUCCCACAGAAGUAUCUCUGGGUGCCCGCGUGCCAAGAAAAGUGGAAUUAAAACUCCUACCAAGGACAACCAGGAGGACUCCGAGCUUUUAAAGUGUCCGGUGCCGGGCUGCGACAGUCUGGGUCACAUCAGCGGGAAGUACGCCACGCACCGCAGCGCCUACGGGUGUCCGCUGGCCGCCCGCAGGCAGAAGGAGGGCAUGCUAAAUGGCACGCCCUUCAACUGGAAGGCCUUCAAGACAGAGGGGCCCAGUUGUCCCACCCCAGGGUGCGACGGCUCCGGACACGCCAACGGGACCUUCCUCACACACCGCAGCCUCUCAGGGUGCCCCAGAGCUUUGUUCGCCAAGAAGAAGGCCAAGUUCUCCUCAGAGGACUACCUGAGCACCAAGUUCAGAGCCGGUGAUGUUCUGGACAACGAUGAGGACAUCAAGCAGCUCAACAAAGAGAUUAAUGACCUGAAUGAAUCCAACAAUGAAAUGGAGGCAGACAUGGAGAACCUGCAGACUCAGAUCUCCUCCAUGGAGAUGAACCUGAAGAGCAUUGAGCACGAGAACAAGAUGAUCGAGGAGCAGAACGAGGCUCUGUUCAUGGAGCUGUCCGGGCUGAGCUGCGCUCUCAUCCGCAGCCUGGCCAACAUCCGUCUGCCACACAUGGAGCCCAUCACGGAGCAGAACUUCGACAGCUACGUGAGCACGCUGACCGACAUGUACACCAACAAGGACUGCUUCCAGAGCCCCGAGAACAAAGCUCUGCUGGAGAGCAUCAACCAAGCUGUGAAAGGCAUCAAAGUGUGAGGCCUGUCCUGGAGCGCAGGAGUGUGACGGAGGAGAUGGAGCGACGGCCAGAUGGAGGAGAGAUGUUGAAAUACUCUACAAUAUAUUGAAAUAUGAUUCAAAAACAAAAAGGGAAUUCAGGUUAUUUAAAUAAAACGGCAACUUUGAAAAAAGAAAUCAACCCAGGGAGCACUGUUAGAAGAAAAGUGACGCGGACCAAAAUCCACACCAUGCUGCUGCUGGGAGCCUUCAGUCAGGAUGGAUGGGAAGAAGAAUAAUGUUACUACAAACUGCAUCUGGGGAUUUUAUUAUGCUGUAUGUUACCUGUUGUCUCUUUUGUGUCCUUAACUGUUUUUGGAGAGGGUUUCACUGUUGGCAGCUUCAUAUCAAACUGAAACUCGGAGGAGCGUGAACACAGGAUUGCCUGAACGUGAAGAGGACGUUUUGACUCUCAGUGUUGUCCUGUCACACACACUGUGGCGAGUGUGUGUGUUCUCCCGAGCUCUCUAAUUCAUGACCACACACACCCCGGCAAUACGAAGCACGCACUAUGUGUGAAUGUGUGUUUGCUUUGCGGUAUUACUGCGGAAAAUAUGUCAACAGCGCAAUGUUGACUCAGUUUAGCAGUGGGGAAAUAAUCUUCAAGUAAGGUCAUGUGACUAUUCCAGGAACAGCGAAUGGUGUUUAUUUUCCACGGGACAGCUGAUAUCAUGAUUUUACAAGCAGCAGAUUUCCUUUACUGAAAUGAUGAUAGUGAUAGUGUGCACACAUUUCAAAUUCAGUUAGUCAUAUCAAUAGUAUUUAUGGACAUAGGAAUUGCACUUCAUUUCAAUGACUAGUUUUUUCGUACAUUAAUUAUUGUUAUAUAUAUUAAUUAUUUAAACUUGUGAACUUUUAAAUUGUAACUUAUUGCCAUUUAUGUUAUUGAGGUUUAUUUAUUUGAAGCAAUCUAUUUAUUAACUUUGUUUUGUAAAACACACACACACGAAAGCAUCCUUACUGAUUAUCAUGCCAUUUGCAGAUGUCUCAGUUCAUAUUUUAAGAAACUAUAUAGAGAACUGAAGAGGCAUAUUUUGUUUUGAGUACUUUUUAAAAACCUUUUUAAGUGCAGAUGUUUUAUAACUGACAAAACCUUUUGAUAAUUUUACAAAAAUCUUUUGGAGUUGUUUUUAUUUUUUUGUUUUGUUAAAUGUUAUUUCUGUUACUGCUACAUUCAGAAGCCCACUACUGAGACAAAAAGAAACGAUGUAUUUAUUAUUUAUUUAAUAUGAAAGAAAUGGACUGAUAUGGCUGUAUAUUUAUUUUGUUAUUUAUUUCUGUGAUGUAACGGUUGAGUCUGAGUAGUCUUAAAGAUUCCACUGCUAAUAUUUAAAUAAAGAAAAUCAAUACAAAUACUGUUUGAUUACUUAGGCUUAUACCUAGACAUACCAGCAGCUGAUUGUAAAGACAGAAAAGAAACUAACACGUGUUCUGUUGCUCUCUGCUCUCUGUGUGUUGCUUUUGUCAGGUAAAAGAAAACCAGGAAAAGUUAUUUUCAAAAAUGAAAAAUGUUACCUCUCCCAAGCGCUUUGUAGCGGCCAGCACCGGCUCACCCUAACUCUGUAAUGUACCAUGGAUGCUUCUUAACUCUGUCUUAUUUAUACUUUCAUCAGCACAAUGGUACAUAUAUAGAGCUGUGAUCCAGCAGUGGUUCAGGCCGGAUGUAUGGGUGUAACACACACACACACACACACACACACACACACACACACACACACACACACACACACACACACACACACACACACACACACACACACACACACACACACACACACACACACACACACACACACACACACACACACACACACACACACACACACACACACACAACACACACACCACACACCACACAACACACAGCAACAUAUCGAGGAAACUGUAGGAUGGCCUCCUUUGACAAACAGAUAAACAUACACACCCUUGUAGCCUUACUCUAGAUUUUAAUUUUUUGAUGCACAAAGUGCCACUAAAAAAAGAAGAAAAAAAGAACUCACUUUCUUUCCUGAUUCUUCGCAUUUCUGCAAUGUAACAAAUGUCUGGUCCCGGGCGACCAUGGCAUCAGAGAGCGGUGAUUGUUUCAGAUGCCUUUAUUUCUCUGCCAAGAUGGCCAUUAGUACACUAUAUAUACAUUCUGUAUAAAUAGAUUUUAAAGAUGCUAUAUAUAUGAAUAUAAACAUACAUAUAUUUUUCCAGUGUACUUGUUGACUUCUUCUUCUCUUGUAUAACCUGAACAAAGGAUCACUAGCUGUGUAGGAGACCGCUCUCAGUAGGAGCCAGUUACACCUGAUUUAAUACCAUAAGACCUGCUCAACUGUGGCUUUAAACAAACCAUUCACUCAAGCUGAAGGCAUUGUUUGAUCAUACAGUCGGAAGUGUUCAUAGGUUUCUUUCUUCUCAUUUCCUGUACUUGUCUGUCCUUGAUCCAGAAAUGUCAGAAACAUACUGUGUGUUGUACUGAAUCUGAAGUUACUGUCAUUUGAAACUACAUGGUUGGUUCCUAAGUGUAAUGUGAGUUCAUGUAUAGUUAAAAAAUGCCUCUGAAUAAUGUUCUGCACUUAGUGUUUGGCAGCAUUGUGCAGUCCUUGUAUUUUUACUAGUGAGGCCUGCUUGCUACGAGCCCAUGUCUCUGCUGUUGGAGGGGGGGGGGGUUCAGUGUGACCUGCCUUUGAGUGAUCUGUUGCAGUACCAUACCGUGUGUGACUCUGAUGUCAGAGGCAUGUUGUAAAUGUGCUCUUAGCCAAUUUAGAAUGAAACUCCUGUGCGCACUUUCUGAAUAGCUGAAGAAAAUGCCAGAAUUUGACUUGUAAGAACCCUAAUAGAUCACAGGCAAUAUUCCCCUCCGCUGGGGGGGGGGGCAUUAUUUGUUGCAGAAGACAACAAGCUGUGUUACAUAGAGACGUGUCUUUGAUUCAGCUGUCAGAGAAAUGUAUAAAUAAAGGAAGCGCUACUUUCCUUUCCAAACUAAAACCAAAAGAGAUUGACAGGAAGCAGGAAGUGGUUCUCAGGUGAGCGUGGAGAGCAGCCGAAGCAGUGAGCCGUAGGUCAGGGGGGGUGAAAUGAGAAGUGUGUGUGGGAGUGGGAAAUGUAUUAGCCAGGCUUCACAAUCUCCCCGUUGUUUUAGGAGGAGGCGUUCGUUGCAUAAAUAUGUGUCCAUCACUCAAAAGCUGUGUCGAAAGCUUUUAUGACUUUUAAACCCGCCCUCCCCUUCCUCAUGUCUUGUGUAACCUUUCCUCAGGAAAGAUCAUUUUGAUGCAUUUGGUUAACAAAGUAGUAUAUUCUUCCUCUCUUGAAAAUGCACGAGAAUACUACCCAAGAGUGUUAAAGACUGUGAAUAUUCUCGUAACUUAUUUGAUAUGGCAUGACCCCUUUUAAACUGCUUGAUGAAAUUGUCUACUGAGGUAUGUAAAUGAAUAACACUGAGGCCAUGAAAGCAUCGCAUUUUCAGAAAAAUGUCAGCGGAGAAAGCAAACGCAGCCUCCGGCCGGUCCUGUGCCCACGCACUCUAUGUUUCUGAUUUACUGAGAGUACAGAGUGAUGGGGGGGGCAGCUUUAUUCAGAUUAUUCUAAAUAGCAAAGAAAUUAAAAACAGGCUGGUCAGGGCCCCAGUUUCCAGCCGGAAUAUAAAUGAAUUGAACAUGAUGGAACUUUCAGGGAGGCCAGACCAAAACCCAGCUGUGUGUUUUCGGAAGGGGGUAGCAGGUGGGGCGGGGGGGCACACCUUCGCAUCCUGGUUCCAUGUUAGCUCCAGGUUCUGGUCACACUUUGACGUAGAAAUUGACUCAAAGAUAGGGAUGAUUAGUCGAGGCACUUUUCAUCGAGCUGAGCAAAACCAAAAGCCCCCCCCUCCCGACACCCCCCACCCCCCGCUGUAGUUACAAGCCGUGUGGUCUUAUCAUGUGUGCCUUUCUCACUCCACUCAUUUCAACAUAUGGUAGUUUACAUUUGGCAAACCUGGUUCUAAUAGUGUUCUGGACUGAAAAAACUGAACCGUUGACAUCAAUUAAAUGUCUUAUGUCAACAGAUUUCACAUCACUGUAUUAGGUUAGUUGAAAGCAAUAAUAUUAAGUUGAACCUAAUAUGUUUAAUUUAAACUUAAUAUUAUUGCUGACAACUAACCUAAUACAGUUUUGUGAAAUCUCAUAAUACAUUUAAUUAUAAUCAACAUUUCAUUUUGUAUCAGUGUGUCGGUAUCUUGGGGCGGGGUGGGGGGGGGGGUUACUGUGUAGGUAGAGGGUAUUCUGUUGUGCCACAGAUACAGAAGUACACACUCCUGUUAGGCUAAAGAAACUGUGAUCUCAUCAUUGUGUGGAUUCAGGUACCAAACUGCACGGACAGUUUCUGUGAAGGAAUCUGAAAAACAUCAUCUUAAUCAUCUUCAUCCCUAGAUAAUGCAUCAGUGUGCAGGGCGUUAUUUUGAAACAUGUGGAAGUCUCUGUACAUAUUUGUAUUAAGAAGAAACAGUGUUAUUGUUGUUGUAUUGGAGACAAAAAGAGCAACAAAAAACAACAACUUUGUGACAAAGAAAAUAGUUCCACAGCCAAGGCGUGUCCUGCUAGCACGUUUUUACAGAGAUGAGCUAUUUUUACUGGUGAUUUUCUACCCAUUGAUAUUGAUAUCCUUUUAAAAAAGUACAAAACUUCCAAAAUUACAAGCACUUCCACCCUGAUAGAUUGCAUGGUCAUUUUUGUUACUUUUGUAGAUGUGGUCGUUCCUUUACUACUGCACCGUUUUGUAAAGUGGGACAGGCCUUGGCUGUGUGUCUCGGGGUCUCAUGAUGUUUCUGUUUUAAGUUGUUUCUGUUGGGGGAGUAAACACUGUAGAUGGGAUGUUUGUGACUGUGUGUUUGUGUACCUGUGUACAUGUUCCCUUGUUCCUGUGUCAGUGUUAAAGACCAGAGAAGUGAUGUCAGUUAUUGUGGGGGUAUGAACCAUUUUAAAUGUUCUCUAUGAAAAACAAAAAUAAAGAAUCAUAGACAA